AUGAGCGCCAACGGGCCUGCCCCAGACCCAGCCCCCGCAGCCCCAGAAGCCCCUCCAGCCUCGACCCCUGCUCCCGCUCCGGCCCCAGCCCCAGCCCCGGCGGCACCGCCUGCUCCUCCCGCCCCGCCUGCCCCGACAGCCUCUACCAUCCCGGUAGGUGCGUUGGCACAGAAGAAGCGGCAGCAGUAUGCCAAAAGCAAGAAGCAGGGCAGCAACGCCAACAGCAGGCCGCCGAGGGCUCUGUUCUGCCUGAACCUCAACAACCCCAUACGCAGGGCCUGCAUCAGCCUGGUGGAGUGGAAGCCAUUUGAUAUCUUUAUAUUAAUUGCUAUUUUUGCCAACUGUAUGGCCUUAGCUGUCUACGUCCCUUUUCCUGAAGAUGAUUCCAACUCCACCAACCACGACCUGGAAACAGUUGAGUAUGCCUUCCUCAUCAUUUUCACAAUCGAGACCUUUCUGAAGAUCAUCGCUUAUGGUUUGGUGAUGCACCAGAACGCGUACGUGAGAAACGGCUGGAACAUGCUGGAUUUCGUCAUCGUCGUGAUCGG
This is a messenger RNA of Stegastes partitus (bicolor damselfish), 548 nucleotides long. RefSeq names its product voltage-dependent L-type calcium channel subunit alpha-1D-like. Gene Ontology annotation, cellular component: voltage-gated calcium channel complex; membrane. NCBI's taxonomy places the organism in Eukaryota, Metazoa, Chordata, Actinopteri, Pomacentridae. Gene Ontology annotation, molecular function: high voltage-gated calcium channel activity. Gene Ontology annotation, biological process: calcium ion import across plasma membrane. The record is from RefSeq and is a predicted model, not a curated record. The transcript is spliced from 3 exons. The annotation marks the transcript as partial.